Messenger RNA from Terrapene triunguis (Three-toed box turtle), 1008 nucleotides. RefSeq names its product zinc finger protein 419-like. Lineage: Eukaryota; Metazoa; Chordata; Testudines; Emydidae. The record is from RefSeq and is a predicted model, not a curated record. Gene Ontology annotation, molecular function: DNA-binding transcription factor activity, RNA polymerase II-specific; RNA polymerase II cis-regulatory region sequence-specific DNA binding. Bases 1 to 1008 code for a protein of 335 amino acids. The transcript is spliced from 4 exons. Gene Ontology annotation, biological process: regulation of transcription by RNA polymerase II.
AUGGCUGCAGGGGAGCUGGUGACCUUAGAGGAGGUGGCUGUGUAUUUCACAGAGGAAGAAUGGGCUCUGCUGGACCCAGGUCAGAGAGCUCUGUACACGGCUGUCAUGCGGGAGAAUUUUGAGACUGUGACCUCACUGGGAUUUCUGAUUUCCAAGCCCGAAGUGAUCUCCUGGCUGGAACGAGGGGAGGAGCCGUGGGUCCCCGAUCUCCAGGGCUACGAGGAAAGGGAGAUCCCAAGAGAUGCCCACAUAGGUGAUGGGACGGUGAAUGAGAAUCUUCAGCAGGAAGGUCUGGAGCAAAUGGAACUGCACAGGACUCCAUCAAGAAGAUCUGAAGGGAACAUUUCCCUGAGUCCUGAUCAAGAAGAAGCCCGGGAAAGUCAGCACAAGUCAGAGCGAAUCCCCGUUGGAAAGAGACCCUAUGCAGGCAGUGACUGUGGGAAAAGCUUCCCUCAGAGAUCAGCCUCGCUUACUCACCAGAGAAUCUGCUCAGGAAAGAGAAGCAGCAAAUGCCCCGAGUGCGGGAAAGGCUUCAGAGACAACUCAGGCCUCGCUAGACAUCAGAGAACCCACACAGGAGAGAAAACCUUCCAAUGCCCCGAAUGUGGGAAAUGCUUCUGUGCCAAUGCAAACCAUAUGACACAUCAGAGAAUCCACAGUGGAGAGAAGCCCUAUAAGUGUCAUGACUGUGAGAAAACCUUCAGGGACAGCUCAGACCUCACUAAACACCUGAGAAUCCACACGGGGGAGAGACCCUACAAAUGCAAUGAGUGUGGGAAAAGCUUCAGUGUCAGCUCCCACCUUUCUCAUCAGAGACUCCACAAGGGAGAAAAGCCCUACAAGUGCCGAAUGUGUGGUAAAAGCUUUAGUCGGGGCACACAUCUCAUUGGCCAUCAAAGAGUCCACAGAGCAGAAGGGCCCUAUGUCUGCCCUCACUGCGGGAAAGAGUUCAAGUACUACUCAAAACUUAUCAAGCAUCAAAAAAUCCACCAAGGGCACAAACCCUAG